Messenger RNA from Varroa destructor (honeybee mite), 3328 nucleotides. RefSeq lists its product as uncharacterized. The record is from RefSeq and is a predicted model, not a curated record. Gene Ontology annotation, biological process: regulation of gene expression. Gene Ontology annotation, cellular component: nucleus. NCBI's taxonomy places the organism in Eukaryota, Metazoa, Arthropoda, Arachnida, Mesostigmata, Varroidae.
GCUGCGCACCUAUAAAGAGUUAACUCAGAAUUAAAAAUGCAUUUUAAAUAUAUAUAUAUAUAUAUUUGUAAUAUAGGUUAUACGAGUUGCCGGAUAUUCUAAAGAGGUGAUUAUAUGUUUUCCGCAUCUCGAGCAUGUAUCAUUAGGCUCAUGAAAGCUUUAUUUCCUGCAGAGCUCAAGAUCAAGAUAUGAAAUUUCUUGUUUCGCAUCCGCUGACAGGAGAUGCACAAGCGGUUCCAAUAAAUGGCGUAUUUCUCUGUGCACCCUAGAUUUGAAGCAUCCUACGAAAGAUUCUGAUAUUAGCCAACCAAACUAUUUAAAUCACCGCUGUAGUCAUUAAUGUAAUUAUUGCAGUACAAACAUACCUAGGCCACCGCCCUUUAACAUAGUAUAAUGAGAAUAUCUAAAUGGUAUUCAGUUAAAUAUGCUCUCCCUUGCAGUGAUCCGCGUAACUCCUGCUACUCUGACGGAUGUAAAACGAAAACUCCCUGAUUGCAGAGUAUGGUAUUUUUCAAAUUUCGCGGAACUUCGUUGCCGUUUACUGACUUAACAGCUGGUAAACUCUUUUGCUUAACGACGAUACUGGAGCUAAAACUCGAAAUACAGAAAGACUAUUAUGCUUAAGUUCCAUGUUAACUAAGAGCAUAUGCCACUAAUAAUGUAAAGAAGCUUUUAAUAUUGCAGUUCCAUAUACCUGGUUGCAUCCAGGAUAGCAAAUAUAUGGCCACCUGGUUUCUUAGAGCAGAGUAUAUCAGUCCGCUAAUGUCGUAAGCAGCCGCUAGCGUCAAAUACAUCAUUGCAAGACAUCAUUGUAUGUAACGAAUUUUAGUUAAUAGGCAUAAUUCAUUUCGUGCUGGGAGCCGUCGGACGGAACUUGGUUGUUGUGUUAUUUCAUUUCAGGCUUGUUCGAAACGUUCUACAUUAAGUAGAUUUUAGCAAGAAUCACCUUUAAUCAUCCGUUAGACCGGGGCCUUUUAGGCUGAAAGCUUUCAACAUGGAGACUGCAAAAGGACAAGAAUUUUCAGCGGAAGGGUUCACAGACCCUCACAUAAUGGUGUUUCCAGCACCUCUGCUCGGAACUUCGAAUUCGCCAGUGCUCUCUGCGACGGGCACGAACGAUCAACUGAUAGAACUUUCGGAAACUAACUCGCAACUCACAACGCAUCUUAUUUGCGAAGGGUUGAAAACACUAUCAGAGGAUUUGUUCGCCUCAGAAAGUCCAGAUACAAGCUAUCGUUACCUAAUGGAUUCAUUACUUUCUGAAACUUCGCCUACAUCGGAAAGUACUGAUAAUCUCAACGUCGAUAAUGACGCCAAAAGUCUGGAACGAGUAGAAAGCAGCUGUGGGCCGAGGGGUCUUAUCAACCACACAUUGGCGGACAUCGAGCUAAAACAGAGCUUGCUUAUACAUACGGAACAAAACCCACCAUUGGAUAGGUCCGAAACACACGAAGUGCCCGAAAAGCUCUCUGGUCAUCUGGAAGCUCAGCAAGAAAGCCCAUUUCCAUCAAUGAAUAGUCCUGAGCAGACAUCCAGAAUAAAUGAAAAACAAAAUUCUCAGCAAGAUGCGACUCCGUCGAAGCGUCGGAAGCGUCAGUCUGAGACUCUGCAUCAGUGUUCAGAGUGUUCGAAAUCAUUCAAACAGCUAGGCCAUCUUCGUAAUCAUCAUCGCGUGCACACUGGUGAACGUCCAUAUGCCUGUGAAUUUUGCGGAAAAAGCUUCGCCCAGUCAGGGCAUCUCACUUCGCACGUUAACGCCCAUACAUCAACAAAAAAUUAUGCUUGUAAAUACUGUGAGAAGAAGUUCAGCCAGAGUGGGCAUCUCCGGAAUCACGAACGCCUACAUAGCGGUGAACGUCCAUUUCAGUGCAAAAUGUGCGAUAAAACAUUUGUCCAGUCCGGUCAUCUUGUCAGCCAUCUGCGAAUUCAUGAAAAUGUAAAACCGUACAGCUGUCCCGUAUGUGGGAAGGGCUUUACACAAUCCGGCCAUGUAAAGAGCCACCUCAAAGUUCAUAAGACUGGAUUGGGAGAGGACCAUCAAGGCCAACGAUCUUCUUGACGGGCCCCAAAUUCCGCCAUAUUCAUCGGGAUGCCAUAGGAAAAACGUUAGACCUUUCGACUAUCCUUAUAAUACUUGAUAUGUUAUUCUUUUUAUUCUUUGUUCUAUUUAAAUUAACCUGGUUGUUUUUUAGAAACAGAAGCUCGCCGUAAUGAAUACCUUUAGUCAACCGUAGCAAUUGUUACAUAUACGCUACUAAGCAAAUAAAGUUCGAACUGUCGCGCGGCGAGCAGCGAGAGAAGCAAAAAAGAACAAAAUGGAUGCAAUAGUCUCUACUCAGUCACGCAUAGCGGCCCGACAAGAUCCAGGCUAUCUUAGCGAAAAAGGCGCGUUGGAGAUUUAAUAGACGUCUAAGGUAUACAGCGUUCGUGGCUAGGUUAUGCCCGAUGACGAUUGCCACGACUGCAAAUGCGCCUCCGGAUCCUCGCCCAGACGCCUCUUUCCGGCAUGUAACAAGAUGCAAACCGAUAGACAGUUUUGCUGAGCCCGAAGAGCCUUAGUGGCAGCGAGUGAAUACUGCUGUUUUGGCCGAUCUCGAAAGACCUGCUUGGAGAUUCCGCGGUUUGUAAUGGUACAACAGAAUUUGGUCCAGCAGCAGAAAUUGACCGGCUCUAUAUUCUUCGACGGCAAGAUGACCUGCCCAUUUUUAUGGAGUAUUAGCCCAACAAGGGUUCGUCAGCUAAUGCGCUCUUCUCUAAAACAACAGUCGUCAUUUCUUUAGUCUUUUCUGUGAGCCCUUUCAUUACUCGCUUAAUGACUCAAAAGAUCAAGAGACAGGUAUGUCUGAAUCAUGGAAGAUAUCAGGAAAAGAUCGGGAGUGUCAUUUUUUUUUUGCUUAUUUAUUCGCAUAAUACGUUCACAAGUCUCUUUAGCUCUGGUGCAGCAGGGUUACUAUAGGAAGAAUGCCUUUUCUGCCGUAAAAAACCGCGCCAUAAUGAUCAUUUAUAAAUUAUUAUGAUGAAUCUCGAGGAGCUUUAUGGAUAAUUACGCACAUUUCAUUACAUUAUUAUUCCUACAUUGGCUGUGCAAGACGUUAUUUAGUGUUUUGGCUCGUAUUCGGGUUAUUCUGUGAUUUUUCGAUCUGCCACGCCGACAGGCAACGAUAUCACAGUAAUUAUUUUAUUUUUUAUUUAUUAAAAUUAGGUUUAAUCAGUCAGGAUUUUAUUAUAAGGGGUUUCACGUACGUUACUUUGAUCUUGGUUAUCAUUGCAGUUUUUGCUUGAUGAAUUCUGUUCAAAAACGCUUAUUCAUAAAAAUACUAACUUACAA